AAAAAACAAAGAUUGUCAGUUGAGCCAAAGAUCGGUUUUUACAAAAUCAUUUAGUGACUAAAGAUACAGCUGAAGAAAAGAUGAUUUCCUAUUGUCCUAUUUGCGCAAAGCCAGUUUAUUUUGCUGAGAGAAAACGUUCACUUGGCAAAGAUUAUCAUCCCUUAUGCCUGAAGUGUUUCCAGUGCAAACGGCAUCUUACUGCUGGUCAGCAUGCAGAGUAUGAUGAUAAACCAUAUUGUAACCGUUGCUAUUUACUGCAUUUUGGACCAAGAGGUAAAGGAGCACGUGGAUCAACAUCAAGACCAUCAACUCAUACUGCAACAGUGUGUCCUUCAUCCAAACCAGCAGUAGAGAACAGAUGAUAGGGUUCUGGAUACGUGAAGACUGAAGUGGGCAAUGUGGCUUGUACCCUUUAUUAACAUUAUUAUUAACAUGUAUUUUCAGAGCUCCAACAUAUUGUGCAGCGCUGACCCUUCUGCACAUACACAAAUUUAAAGCUAAUAAAUGAAUAGUACCUGGCAUUGUAUAUCUCUUUGUUUGGAGAAUUUUAGUAUUUUACUACAGGGGGCAGAUUUAUGACCCCAGGAUUCAAUGCCAGAAAACACAAGCUUCUCGUUUGUGUUUUCUACAAUUGAUAUUUUUUAAAUUAAAAGAUUGCAAAGUUGUGGAAAAAAAACAGGUUCUGGAACAAACGAAAGCAAUUGAUUGCAGAAAAUGUGUCUGUCUUUGGUUUGCCAAGCCACAAUACGCGGUAGAUCAUAAUUCUGAAUUUUAGUGUUUUGCUACCUAAAUGACUUUUUGUUGGCAUUCUUUCCACGAUACAGAAAUAUAAUCUCAUUUGGCUAAAUAAUGAUUUAAAGAUGUUUUAAUGAAUGUGUUGAUGUUUGAUGUUGAUGAUGUUUUCAUAAUGUGUUGGGAAGGGAAGAGCUGUUAUGAUUGGCAUCCAUGAUGGUGUUUUAUUAGAAAACAGGGUUAUGUAGUUGGAUAAAAAAAAAGCAUUUACAAGCUGUGAUCUUACUGACUUACUAGGGUGUCCAAAUAUUUGUCCAUGCCACAAUUGCUAUUUUCUUUUUUCUUAUGUUUUAAAGUUUGCGAAAUAAAAUGUAAUAAAACAUUUGCAAAUA
Xenopus laevis (African clawed frog) is the source of this 1124-nucleotide messenger RNA. Its product is annotated as cysteine-rich protein 1. The record is from RefSeq and is a predicted model, not a curated record. NCBI's taxonomy places the organism in Eukaryota, Metazoa, Chordata, Amphibia, Anura, Pipidae. The coding region runs from base 81 to 362 and encodes 93 amino acids. The transcript has 4 exons.